AUGCCUCACGCCACAGAGACAUUGAACUCCUCGACUGGUAGUGCUUCUGUCUUGUCUUCAUUGCCUAUUUCAAUUCCGAACAGUCUGUACGCUCACGAUAUUUCCACGUCUUUAGAGCAGUCAGUCUCUUCCAAUUCAUAUUCGGAUUACGUGCAUAAUUCUUUGCCAUGCUCGGCUGAUGAUAAUUCAAAUGUUGGUCAUGAUCAAGAUUUAUAUUUUAGUUACUCUACGGACAGUGUCAAUUUUACUCCUUCGUCCGAUUCUCAAUUGAAAGUUCUUGAGGCUACUCAUUGUCGCGAUAAUAUAUGCUGUAACAAAGAUCAUGGAAAUUUACAUGAUCUUUUACAACAUAUUGAUUUAACCCAUCCACGACUUAAGGUCAUAGAUGGAGUAAUCUUCCCCUUUGAAACCAGUACUAUCUAUACACAAUCAGACAACGGGCUUCCAACUUUUAAUACAACUCCUAUUGGUUUCGUACACUCUUCCGUGACAAAUUCCUCCCCUCACAGUCCCUCUCAUCAUUCAAAGUCCAGUCUUAAUUUGUCAGAAGAUAUCAACUUCAAUACUUAUAUAAAUGACACUCCACCAUCAUCUAUCAUUGGGAAACAAAAAUGGUGCAGUAUCUCUCAAAACCUUGGGCAAGAAAAUGGUUCACAAGAUGAUAAAUCAUGUGAAUCUGACACCAACUUUCAUUUUCCAUAUCAGUUCUCAAUGAUGUGUGAAAAUAAAAAUGCGUUAUAUCCUUCGAGAAAUUUUAGUAUUGAUGAGCCAACAUAUGUUCGUGAAGCUUCAAAUUCCUCUUCAAUAUCUAAUAGUUAUAAUGAUGAUUCUGCCAUGUCGGGUCCUUUCCAAAUAAAUGCUGAUCAAGAUCCGUUAUUAUCUGUCCAAUCUCCUUCAAUUUCUUAUCCAUCCACUCCUGUAGAAAUGAUUGAUACUACUGAUUCUUCGACGUUUUUGCGUUCCGCAACGUCUUCGCCUACUAAUUUAGGUGAUUUUUCGACUUUCUCAGUUUUGGAUAAUCAGACAUCAAUGUUAAUUUCUUCGCCACCAUCAGCUCCUAAUAAUAUAAGUCUACAACGACCUCAAUCUAUGAUAACUAAAUCAAAUAAUACGACAAAUUCUCAUAAUUAUGGUUCAUUUAACAUUUCGGACUAUACCCCUUACGUAUCUCAGCUAAAUGGACCAUCCUCAAUUUCUCAAUCUGAUCAACGCAGGCGUUCAUCAACCACAAUUCUUAAUUCUAAUGGUUCUAAUACAAAUACAUCAACGCCUCAACAAAAUUUUAAUUCUAUGGGCAUGUCUCCAAAUAUUAAAUCUAGUAAUCAAAGAAGAUCUUCUUCAGCUACGAUUUCUAUCACGAACAUUAAUGCUGGUAAUAAUAACCAGCGAAGAGGAUCUUCCGAUUCUAAUUUGUUGAUACAACAAACUUCUUUUAUGUCAAAUUUUGUUUCAUCUCAAAGAUCUGACGCAAUUGUUGAUCCUAAUUUAUUGGUUAGUCAACGAUCUACAUAUGUUGAGAUGAAUGACUUUAUGUCGGCAAAUACCAAUUAUCUACAUGGAGAUAAUACUACACCUAAUCCUAAUAAAUCUUCGACCUAUACGUCUAUGAUUGUUCAAACUAAUUCCACUUCUACGAAAUCUAAUGAUGCACGUGGCCCUUGUAAACCUGGUUCAUUUCAAAAAGCGACCUCGCCAACCGAUAAUACUUCUAUGGGUUCAUAUUUACCUCCGGUUUCCACUACAUCGUAUCCAACUGACGGUUAUUCUAUGGUAGGGUUCGUAUCUUCUGGAUCGACAAACUCUGGAUUGGUUAGAAUUCUUCCAAAAACCAGUACUGGAAUGGUCGCAAUGGCGGACAUUUACGCUGAUCCUGCUUUAACUUCAGCUGAUGGAUUUCUUCAAGGGAAAAAAUUCCCUAAGAAAAGGAUUAUAUCAGCAGAUACAAGGUCGUGUAAACGUCGUGUUUCAAAGUCAUUGGAGACUUCUAAUAUUUCAUCAGUUACC
This is a messenger RNA of Scutellospora calospora, 2004 nucleotides long. The record is from the annotation of a GenBank genome assembly. NCBI's taxonomy places the organism in Eukaryota, Fungi, Glomeromycota, Glomeromycetes, Diversisporales, Gigasporaceae.